Leptopilina boulardi is the source of this 2072-nucleotide messenger RNA. It is a transcript of the gene IntS10, whose product is annotated as integrator complex subunit 10. The transcript has 8 exons. Gene Ontology annotation, cellular component: integrator complex. Gene Ontology annotation, biological process: snRNA processing. The record is from RefSeq and is a predicted model, not a curated record. Lineage: Eukaryota; Metazoa; Arthropoda; Insecta; Hymenoptera; Figitidae. The coding region runs from base 143 to 2023 and encodes 626 amino acids.
GAAACGUCAGAAAAAAGUUUGGUUAUAUUGACAUAAACUUUUGGGGGAAAAAAAAGUGUUUUUACAAAACUAAAAUAUAUAUUUUAAAUCAUAGAGAAAAUAAUUAAUAUUUUAUGUUUAAUUAAUUAGAAAUUCUCUAACAAUGUUGGAGAAAGCGGCAACAUCCGAUAAUCAAUUAUCAAAAGAAGAUUAUUUAAUUCUACGUGCUAAAGAAGCUUUGGCCACUGAUAUUUAUGCCGCAAAAACAUGGUUAAUUACUGCAAAAUCAUUAUUUCCACACAGUGCAAAAGUUCAGUUCGAAGCUUAUAGGAUAGAGAAACUUGCCAAGAAUGUCAAGGAGGCUGCAAAAUGUUUUAGCGAAAUCUUUCAGAAUUUUCCAGAUGAUCGGGAUAUAUGGAAAGAAAUUGAAAAUGUAACGGCGUGCCUUCGUUCCGAGCAAAAUGAUACAGAAUCGGAAUUAUUGUGUCAAAUGUUUCAACACAUUCCUCAAGAUUUACAGCAUCGUCUUUUAAUUAUGACAGCAGAUCACAGUGAAGAUACAAUGGAACAUUGCAAAUUGCUUCUUUUACUAUUAAGAAAAUUUCCCCAAACUAUUUCAACUCAUGGCCCCCGUUUGGUGGAGACAUUAUUAACCGCGGAGAAACACAGUCAUCCGGGACGUGCUGUCAAUGGAUUUCGUCGUUUAUUAACAUGCGAGGCAUUACCAUUAUUGGGUGCAGCGCCCGUUGAAUUAAAUCCACGUCUAAGUUUACGAUUACUUUAUAAAGCAGUUGAAUUUUAUUUGGCAUUUAUUCAACAACCACAGGAUUUUCAAAUUAUUCAACCAUGGGAGAGAUUAUUUCAAGUUGUUGAAUUAAUUGGCAAAAAAUUAGGUUGGGAAUUGAGUACAUUUUUUACAACGCCAUGGAAUCGAGAUUCAUAUUGUGAACGAUUACAUCAAUACGCUGUAACUCAUAGUCCUGGAAUGUGCGAUGAAGUAAUUGUAAGGCAAUUUCUUGUUUGUACAAUUGUCGUUUUAUUGAGGAUAUGGAAUGAGCAUUCAACAUUGGUGAAUGGUGGUGAAACUACAUAUUGCCUCAUUGAAGCUUUCGGGGAGCCGAAUUUAUCUCCUUCAGAACCAAAGUUAAAAAAACGAAAACGCGAGGAAACUAUGAGUAUUGCGAUAACAAGUGACGGUGAAUAUAAUGGAAAUGGACUUGCUUUAACAGUGAGAUUAUGGGAUUUACUUCAUAGCACAGAAUAUUUACAAAGGGAAAUAAUAAAACUUAGUUCUCAAUUUCGUUUGGAUCCUUGGUUAAAUUUUUUCCUCACUGAUUUAGCAAUGUACAAAGGUUUACAUCAUGAAGUAUUAGCGAGACUUCCUCAGGAACCAAUUACAUUAUGCUCUCAUCUUCGUAUGGCGAGCAAUUGCUUUUUUGUUAAAGAUUUUAAGGGAAUGCUAGAAUAUAUUUCAAUGGUUGCAAAUAUUUUGCCACCUGUUCGCGGAAAAGUGUCGAAUAGUUUAGCAGUUCCGGCAAUUCGACAUUUGCAUUAUCUCACAAUUGCUCGAUUUCCAAUUUUGCAAUAUUGUUGUCGUUUAUUGUUAGCUACUUUAAAGGAGCAUUUUACAAUUCCUGGAGGUGUUGGAGAUUUGGCGAUAGGUCACGCUUUAGUUCUCAUGCAAAUUGACUGGCCUCAAGAGUCAGAAAUUCUGUCAACAAUCACAGAAAGAAUUAGAACUCGAGGAUCAUUUUCUUAUCCUCUUUUUCAGGCCUACAUUAUAAAUGUUGAUAUUUUAGAGGAAUUAACAUAUCUCUGGACCGAACACGGAGGCGGUGUUUCCCUCGAUAUUGGAAACAAUUCCGGAAUGCUACAAAAUCGUAGAAUCGCGACACGAGGCGCGGACAAAGGAGUUCGGGAAGAAGUAAAACAAGCAAUGAGACGACAAGCCGCCCGUGACGGAGUCGAUCAACUCGAUGAACUUCUUCAAAGAUUUAUAAUUCACGAAAAAAGUGCUAUUUUACAUAGUUUAAUUAUUCAAUAAAUUUAAAAAUCAAUCAAAAAAAAAAAAAUAAACUGAUUUUUAACAUAAA